Messenger RNA from Homarus americanus (American lobster), 2710 nucleotides. RefSeq lists its product as uncharacterized. NCBI's taxonomy places the organism in Eukaryota, Metazoa, Arthropoda, Malacostraca, Decapoda, Nephropidae. The transcript has 3 exons. The coding region runs from base 87 to 1769 and encodes 560 amino acids. The record is from RefSeq and is a predicted model, not a curated record.
CGUCCAGCACGCUGCUCACGCCUCACAGUCGUUCCUCAGGACUCUCACUAGCUGCCGGGUAUCUGGCCGUUUCCUCGAGCUCAUAGAUGAUGGUCCGUGUGUGGGUCGCUGGGGUAUUGAUCCUGAUGGUGGGGAGGCAGACCUCGUCCUCUGACCCCAUUGGGAAGGUCACCCUCCACCUGCUCCACCUACUACCUACCCAAAAGGCCCACCUGUCAGGCGGCUUCAGUGGCAGGGAGGUUAACGGAGGAGUAGAAGGGGGCCUACCUGACUCAUUUGCUCUCACUGCCAACACCAACAUCAACAGCAGCAGUACCUCAUACACCCACCACACACCUACUUCUCCCAUCCACUACCCUAAAACUUACUCAGACCAUCCCUCUACCCAACCAGUCGUCCCUCUCCUCAACGACAACACAAACAGCUCAGAAAACAGAGUCUUAGGAAGCUUGUUUGAGCUCGGUGUGAGCCAUCUUGAGAGACAAGGCAUCAAGGUUAAGGAAGAUGUUGUUUCCCGAAGUGACACGGUGACGAGACUGAACGACACGUCAUCUCUUUACCCAGAGUCUCGAGAAGGUUCUCUCUCUGAUCCUGGUGUCGACAUUGAGGACAAGUUACCCCUACUUCAGUUCCUGGACGGACUCAGAAUGGACGCCUGGGCACAGCUCAAGACGAUGGCCUUAACCUACAUCGAACUGCUAGAUCAAGAGUACAAAACCCAGAAGGUGACGCAGAAGUUACCUUUAGAUCUUAUCAAGAAGGUACUCGAGCUCGGAGACAGAGUCAACUUUCUCCACAUCGUCGGGAAAAAAGUCGACCCGGGGCUCGUGGAGUUCCUAGUCAGUCAUCUGAGGCCAAUUUGGAGCCAGUUUGAGAGAUUCACUACCAGGAAUAAUCCUGAAGGCAGUGGGUCCCCAACCUUCAGAGACAUCGUGAGAGGCGCGGCGCUCAAGACACUGCACCAGUUCGUGGGUCAUGUACUAAGGGUUACAGGAAACUACUUCACCAGUGAUGAACUCGACAACUACAAGAACGAAUUGGUUUCCAUCGUCCCCAUAGCGGCGGAGGGACUCGAUUUGAUAAUGAACGGUGUAUCUAAGUCCCCGGGAUAUGUAGAAGGUCGGUCUAUGGUACAGAGACAAGGCUACGGGUAUGGUGGCUACUCCCAGGGCUACGGCGGGUAUGGUGGCGAUGGUGAGAUAAGCUAUGGUGGCUAUGGUGCCCACGAUGAUUAUGGGACGUCAGGCUAUGGUUAUGGGGUAUACCUGGACCCCUACCUUGUGCUAGGUAGCAUCGGGGCGGCGGCACUUCUCUGUUUCCUGGCUUACAAGGUCAUCAUGACAAAAUCCACGACGAUGACCCUACGGCGACGUAGUAACGAGGAAUACCUGUCUUUCUUGGAUUCCUCUGAUGUACCCGAAGUCGUCCACUCCAUUUACAGUAUGCUGGAGGGAGCCAACGACAAGUACAGAUCCAGGAGGUCCUUGUCCUCACACCUGGACUUCACAGACGACUUAGCCCAGAGUCUCAACUCUCUGUGGUGGGAACACGAGCAUCACUACGGCUGCGUAAGGUGUUUACUCUUCAACUACACCGUUGAACGUAACCACACAGAAGACAACCGCCUUCAACGGCUCACUGUGGCAGGGAUGGCGCAUCUGCUGGGAGCUGACAGGUCAGGUCAGCUGGUGGACGAGGUCACUAAUCUCACGCUGGAAGGCAGACCAGUUAUUUGUGAACAGGUGUCCAACACCUGUAACCUGAAGUGAGCUGUCGUGUCACAUCCGUGCUGUACCAAUCAGCUGACUACCUGCCGUCUGAACACCUGUCGUACAUAUCAGCUGAUUAACUGUCGUCUGAACACCUGUCGUACCUCAUGUCACUUCUUCUUGCACAGUUGAUGUAAUUUAAAACCUAUACAGUAUAUCCUCACAACUAGCGUCUCCUCUCACAGCUAGUCUCACUCACCGAUAAAACCUCUCAUUGUGAACAUCUCUCUCAGAUGAUACCUUGAACUGUUUGUGACCCAUAUUAUUGUUGUUAUCGUGUGUUUAGGAUAUCUGUUUAUGUGUAUAAUGUGUGUGUGUGUGUAAUUAUAUGACUAUUCAUUAGUAUGAAUUAGUUUGUCAGGAAACUGAAACCUUUUAGUCCUGGUUAUAUUGAAGAGAUGAAUGAUAUCUAUUUUAAUUACUAGUCCUGUAGCGGAUACAGUAACUAACUUAAAAAGAGAAGUGUUUAUGUAUGCUUUCAUAUGUGAUAAAUUUUCACAUGUUAAAAAGUAUAUAAAUAUACUUUCAUGUACUAAUAAGAGAUAACAGAUGCAUACUGUCACAGGGAAUGUAGAACUGCAUUAUAUAUUAACAGGUUAUAUAAACUAUAUAUGUAACUUUUUAUAAAUAAUAAACAUAGCCAUUAGAAUACUAGAGCAGGAGUUAGGGGGGUUUUAAUCACCCGUCUGAGGCCAAAAGGUUUGAUGGUAUUUUUGUAUUGUAUAUUAUAUGAGUAAUUCAAAAUACCAUUUCUUACUUGAUACUGCCUGGCCAAAAACCCGUGGCAAAGGGUUAACAAUUGUACCGAGCGGAGGCAUUUUUUUUCUUACACUCAGGGAAAUAACAUCGGCAUAAUUGCAAUUUGACCUUAGUAUUUUGUGCAGUUGUGUUUGAAUUCUAUAAAUAACAAAAUAUACAUAAUAAAAACCAUAGAAAUAUAU